Molecule: messenger RNA, 2117 nt
Organism: Gasterosteus aculeatus aculeatus (three-spined stickleback)
Lineage: Eukaryota; Metazoa; Chordata; Actinopteri; Perciformes; Gasterosteidae
Gene: cyp4f3
Product: cytochrome P450, family 4, subfamily F, polypeptide 3
Molecular function (GO): monooxygenase activity; iron ion binding; oxidoreductase activity, acting on paired donors, with incorporation or reduction of molecular oxygen
Source: RefSeq, a predicted model, not a curated record
ACAUCAGUAACUUGUCAUUGUGAAGACGGUCACACUCUGUUUCUGUCCCAGGAUGUCUCUCCUGCCUCUAGUACUCAGCUGGACGGGCCUCGGCCAGGUCCUGUUGGUGCUCGGUUCAGGACUCGGAGCUGUCGUCGCAUUUUGGACCACGAGGCUGCUGCUGCGACACGCUUGGUACACGCACAGGCUCUCCUGCUUCAGCAAGCCACGCGCAAACUCCUGGCUUUUGGGCCACCUGGGCCAGAUGCAGAGCUCAGAAGAAGGUCUCCUGCAGGUGGACGACUUGGUGCACAAGUACAAACACUCCUGCAGCUGGUUCCUCGGCCCUUUUUAUCACCUGGUCAGACUGUUCCACCCCGACUACGUCAAACCGCUGCUUAUGGCGCCCGCCAGCAUAACGAUGAAGGAUGAGCUCAUCUACGGCCAUCUGCGUCCGUGGCUCGGACAGAGCCUGUUGCUAUGCAACGGGGAGGAAUGGUCUCGCAGGAGACGGCUGCUGACUCCGGCUUUUCACUUUGACAUCCUGAAGAACUAUGUUGCCAAGUUCAACACCUCCACGAACACCCUGCAUGAUAAAUGGCGCCAGGUGGUCGCUGAGGGCUCGACGGCUUUAGAAAUGUUUGACCAUAUCACUCUGAUGACACUGGACAGUCUGCUGAAAUGUGCCUUCAGCUACGACAGCGACUGUCAGAGGUCCGUCAGUGAGUACGUGUCAGCCGUAGUGGAGCUGAGUGACCUGAUAAUAGAGCGUCGGCAUAAGAUUCUGCACCACUGGGACUGGUUUUACUGGAGAACAGAGCAGGGAAAACGGUUCAGAAAGGCCCUCGGCGUCGUGCACGGCUUCACCAGAGAGGUGGUGCAGAAGCGUCGAGCUCUGAUCAGCCAGCAGACAAAGUCGGACACAAAUUUGACCAGACAACAGAGGAAGAAAGAUUUCGUGGACAUCAUACUGCUGUCAAAGGAUGCAGAUGGACAAGGCCUAACAGAUGAGGAGGUGCAGGCAGAGGCCAACACCUUCAUGUUUGCAGGUCACGACACAACAGCCAGUGCGAUUAGCUGGACGCUGUAUAAUUUAGCACGCCACGACCACUAUCAGGACAAAUGCAGGCAGGAGGUGAUGGAUCUGAUGCAAGGACGAGACAGACACCAAAUAGAGUGGGAGGAUCUGUCCAACCUUCCCUUCACCACCAUGUGCAUCAGAGAGUCUCUGCGGCUGCACGCUCCCGUGCAGGCUGUGACCAGGACGUACACCCGGGACAUGGAACUGCCCGGGCAUCGGACCGUACCAGCCGGUGCCAUCUGCUUGGUCAGCAUUUAUGGGACACACCACAACCCCGCUGUCUGGACGGACCCACACGAGUUCCGUCCCCAGCGGUUUGACCCGACGCGCACAGCGGACCGGCCCUCUCACGCCUUCAUCCCCUUCUCCUCGGGCCCCAGGAAUUGCAUCGGGCAGAAAUUUGCGCUGGCACAGCUUCGGGUCGUCGUGGCGUUGACCCUGCUCAGGUUUCGCCUGACCCCGGGAGAGAACCCCGACCUCGGGACCGGGACCAGGCCCGGGGGGGUUCGCCGUCUCCCCCAACUCGUCCUGCGUGCGGAGGGAGGCCUGUGGCUGCGGGUGGAGCCUCUGAACCCGGAGGAGCUGGAGGAUGAAUGACCCCGGAUGAAGAGCACUGUUGUGUGUCGUUUCCUAAUCCAUAUUACAAACGACCAUAACUUAUACACUUGCAACACAUAUUAUUAUUGAAAUGACAUCACUAGUGAUUUUUUUCAGAAAGGUAGUAUUUAAUCAAACCUUCUCAAAACGUACAGCUAUUUUCCGUGCAAUUAAUGCUUUGAAUUUACUACGUCCUCAUAUAACUAAUGCAGCUCGUGUUGUCAUUUUGAAGGCGCGCCGUAGGCCAUUAACUACCUGUGACGUUUGCCACUGCUUUGCUUUUGUACUCAUCUGAUCCCUCAUUAAAAGUUGCAGGUGUACUGGACAAUGUACUUUGGAUUUCUGGAAUGCACUAGCAUCUGAUUGUAUUAUGGGUUAUUGUUUGUUAUAAAUGUUUUCUGUGUAUUUCGUCUGUCUGUCAGCUAACGGGGAUCCAGCAAAUAAAGAAAUAAACAAAGUA